AUGGAUAAGGCUUGGAUGCAUAUUGAAGAUAGAUUGCGUUCCAAUGAAUACGCAAAUGGCGUUAAACAAUUCAUAGAUAUGGCGAAGGCCCAUGCACCGGGUAGAGAAUGCAUCAGGUGUCCAUGUAGGAGAUGCCGAAAUCGAUCUUUCCAUCAUAUUGCUAUGGUUGAGGAUCACUUGUUCAUCGUAGGUAUUGAUACAUCUUAUACGGAAUGGAUAUUCCAUGGCGAGGAGGAAACUUUGCCAGACGCCACAUUUUCUGACGAAGAUGGUGAUGAUGCCUAUAACUACAAUGACUACAUUGAUGAUGUAGACGAGAUGUUAGAUGACAUCCGUGUUGGGUCCUUUAUGGAUGAUUCUAGUAGAACAGAAUUGCACUCAGACGCAGGGCCUUCACGACACACCUCUGGUACUCCAAUACACCCUAACUUUGACGAGCUGCUAGACAAUGCAAGAACUCCACUUUAUCCCACCUGCACAGAGUUCUCAAAGCUAUCAUUCAUAGUCAAGUUGCUUCACAUAAAGACAGUUGGUGGUUGGACUGUGAAGUCAUUUGACAUGGUUAUAAAGCUUUUGCAAGUAGCAUUUCCUGAUGCUCAGUUCCCUGCCUCAUAUAACGAGGCUCGCCGCUUACAACGUGGUUUGGGCUUUAGUUACACAAAGAUACAUGUAUGCCCAAAUGAUUGUGCCUUGUUUUGGAAGGAUCAUCUUGAUAAAGAUGAGUGCCCUAUAUGUAAUGCAUCUAGGUGGGCCUCAAACACAACUAACCAACAAAGGAUACCCCAAAAAGUCCUCCGCUAUUUUCCUUUGAAGCCACGGUUGCAAAGGCUGUUUAUGUCAAAGAAGACUGCCCAAGCCAUGAGAUGGCAUGCAGAAGAGCGUGUUGAUGAUCCCAACUUCAUGAGACAUCCGGCUGAUUCUAGGGUAUGGAAAGACUUCGAUAACAAAUAUGAUUGGUUUGCCCAAGAUCCUCGUAAUGUCAGACUUGGUCUAGCGAGUGAUGGGUUCAACCCAUUCAAUAACAUGAGCAAACCGUACAGCAUUUGGCCAGUGCUACUUGUGCCUUACAACUUGCCUCCUUGGUCAUGCAUGAAAGAUCCAUAUUUGAUGAUGUCAUUGUUAAUCCCUGGACCAAAGGCACCGGGAAAUGAUAUUGACGUGUUCCUACGUCCCCUAAUAGAUGAGUUGACAGAAUUAUGGGAAGAGGGAAUUCGUACAUAUGAUUCAUACAAACAAGAAUCGUUUCAGUUAAGGGCAACGUUGCUCUGGACCAUCAAUGACUUUCCUGCAUAUGCAAAUCUUUCAGGCUGGAGCACAAAGGGUAAGAUGGCAUGCCCUACAUGUAACUUAGAAACAGAUUUCACUAUGGCUUGUGCAUGGUCGAAAACAUUGUUAUAUGGGUCAUCGUCGGUGGUUGGUGCCAGAUCACAGUUGGAGAAGGAAAAAAAAUGCUUUUAA
Messenger RNA from Juglans regia (Persian walnut), 1458 nucleotides. RefSeq lists its product as uncharacterized. Lineage: Eukaryota; Viridiplantae; Streptophyta; Magnoliopsida; Fagales; Juglandaceae. The coding region runs from base 1 to 1458 and encodes 485 amino acids. The transcript has a single exon. The record is from RefSeq and is a predicted model, not a curated record.